AUGGAGGAGAUCCCUAUCGAGACUUCGGAGGAGGCUGUAGAGGAGAAUCCUACGAUGGAAACUUAUGAAUUCCAAACGGAAGUGAAUCGUCUUAUGGAUAUUAUUAUUAACUCUCUUUACCAGAAUAAGGAUGUGUUCUUGCGUGAAGUGAUUUCGAACUCUGCUGAUGCGCUUGACAAGAUCCGUUUCAUUUCUCUGACGAAUAACGAGGUACGUAGUUACGACUCCGUGGACGACUUGGAUAUUCGCAUCAAGUUCGACGAGGAGGCUGGUACUCUGACGAUCACGGAUCGUGGUAUUGGUAUGACGAAGCAAGAGCUGAUCGAGCAUCUUGGAACGGUGGCCAAGUCGGGUACGACGCAGUUCGUGGAGAAGAUGGCUGCUGGAGGCGAUCUGAACAUGAUCGGUCAGUUCGGUGUGGGUUUCUACUCUGUGUAUUUGGUGUCGGAUCGCGUGGUGGUGCGAUCUAAGAGCGACGAGGAUCCCGUUCAGCACAUCUGGGAAUCCAGCGCGGAUGCGACGUUCAAGGUGGGCGAAGAUCCUGCGGGCAACACGCUGGGUCGCGGUACGGAGAUCACGAUGUAUCUGAAGGACGAUGCGAAGGAAUAUUUGGAUGCGGACAAGCUGGAAGGCCUGAUCAAGAAGUACUCGGAGUUCAUUACGUUCCCGAUCUAUCUGUAUAAGAGCCACACGGAGACGGUGGAGGUGCCUGUGGAGGAAGAGGAAGAGGAGGAUGUGUUCGAGGGCGAGGAUCUGGAGGAUGAGGAAGGAAGCAACGCGGAGGAAGUCGAGGAAGAAGAGGCGGAGAGCGACAAGCCCAAGACGCGCACGGAGGAGAAGACGGUGUGGGACUGGGAGCUCAUGAACGAGCAGAAGGCGAUCUGGUCUCGCGACAAGAGCGAGAUUUCGGACGAGGAGUACGCCAACUUCUACAAGACGCUGGUGCGCAACAGUGAGCAGGAGCCUCUGACCUGGACCCACUUCAAGGCGGAGGGAGAGAUCGACUUCAAGUGCAUUCUGUACCUGCCCAAGAAGGCGCCCGCCGAUCUGUACGAGGACUUCUACCACAAGAAGAUGAACAACCUGCAUCUGUACGUGCGCAAGGUGCUGAUCCAGGAUUCGUUCGACGAUCUGCUUCCUCGCUAUCUGUCCUUUGUGGUGGGUGUCGUGGACUCGGACGAUCUGCCUCUGAACGUGUCGCGUGAGCAGCUGUCGCAGGACAAGGUGCUGAAGGUGAUGGGCAAGAAGAUCGUGCGCAAGGCCAUCGAGAUGAUCAAGAAGCUGGCCGAGGAAACGGCUGCGGAGAAGGAGGCUGAGAAGGCUGAGAAGGAAGCCGAGAAGACCGAGAAGACCGAGACGGAGGAGCAAGUGGAGCAGACUGAGCAGACUGAGCAGAAGGAGGAGGAAGUGGAGAGCACGCAGCCCGAAGACAACGCGAACUACAUCGAGCUGUGGGAGCAGUUCGGCAAGUCGCUGAAGAUCGGAGUGAUCGAGGACAGCGCGAACCGCAACAAGCUGGCGCGUCUGCUGCGCUACAAGUCGUCGACCUCGGAGGGCAAGUGGACCUCGCUGGAGAACUACGUGAAGCGCAUGAAGGACUGGCAGAAGCAGAUCUACUUCGUGAGCGGCGAUUCGGAGGAGAAGCUGGCCGAGUCGAUGUUCCUGGAGACGUUCAAGCGUCGCGGUGUGGAGGUUCUGUACUUCACGGAGGCGAUCGAUGAGUACGUGGCGCAGAACCUGCGGGAAUUUAACGGCAAGACGCUGCAGGACAUCACGAAGGAGGGCGUCGAGCUGGGCGACGAGAAGGAGCAUCAGAAGAAGGUGCAGAAGGCCUACGAGGAGAAGUACGAGAGCUUCACGAAGUGGCUGAAGGAGCUGCUGGGCGACAAGGUGGACAAGGUGGAGAUUUCCAGCAAGCUGGAGUCCGCGCCCGCCGUGCUCUCGACGAGCCGCUACGGCUACUCCGCCACGAUGGAGCGCAUCAUGAAGUCGCAGGCGCUGCAGAACCCGGAGCGAGCGAAGUACUUGAAGUCGCACAAGAUCAUGGAGAUCAAUCCGCGCCACCCGAUCAUUUCCAGCCUGCAGAAGAUGGCCGACGAGGAUCCGGAGAGCGACGUGGCGCGCGACUUCGCCAAUCUGCUGUACGACAGCGCGCUGAUGAACUCCGGCUUCAUGAUCGAGGAGCCCAACGAGUUCGCCACGCGUCUGUACAGCCUGAUGAAGGAGUCGCUGCAGCUGGAGAGCAUGGAGUUGGAGCCCGAGAUUGAAGUGCCCGAGGAAACGAACGAGGAGGAAGAGGAGGAAGAAGCGACGGAGGAGGACGAGGACGAGAACGAGAACGGCAUCAAGGUGGAUCUGAAGAACGGAGAACAGAUGGAUGAGGACGAGUUCCGCGAGAUGCUGAAGAAGGAUCGCAAGGAGGACGAGGAGGAUGACGAGCUGUAAAGAGAGGAGAAUGUACACUGGAUUGAUUGAUUGAUUGAGUUGGGCUUAUUUGCUGUAUUUAAAUGAUGGGUUGAGU
Messenger RNA from Blastocystis hominis, 2521 nucleotides. RefSeq lists its product as hypothetical. Gene Ontology annotation, biological process: cellular response to heat; protein folding; protein stabilization. Gene Ontology annotation, cellular component: perinuclear region of cytoplasm; protein-containing complex; cytosol. NCBI's taxonomy places the organism in Eukaryota, Bigyra, Opalinata, Blastocystidae. The record is from RefSeq and is a predicted model, not a curated record. The transcript has 2 exons. Bases 1 to 2445 code for a protein of 814 amino acids. Gene Ontology annotation, molecular function: ATP-dependent protein folding chaperone; ATP binding; ATP hydrolysis activity.